AUGCCGCCAAGUUCAGGUGAGCUGUGGGGGCAUCACUUGAUGCCCCAGCAAGUCCUGGUGGAUUGUCUUCUACCCAACGGCAUCCUCGUUCAGCUUUAUGUGAACCGUGAUGCCACACUUGAGUCUAUCAAGGCAAAUGUGUGGCUUGAGGCAAAGAAAUUCCCUCUUUCUCAUUUAUUGUUAGACUCAGCAUCGUAUAUUUUUGUCAGUAUUACACAAGAUGCAGAGAAGGAGGAGUUUUACGAUGAGACACGUCGUUUGUGUGACCUACGACUUUUUUUACCUGUUCUCAAGGUUGUUGAACCAAAAGGAAACCGUGAAGAGAAAAUGCUGAAUUAUGAAAUUGGUAUGACGAUUGGAAUACCUACAAAUGACUUUAAUGAAAUGAAAGAUCUAGAAAUUGUGACGUUUCGUAGAAACAUAUUGGAUGUGUGUAAGGAGAGUGUGGACCUUCGAGAGUCAGCGGGGAAGGAGAGUCUGGCUAUGUAUGCCUACCCUCCCAAUGUGGAAUCCACAUCCAAUCUUCCAAAACACCUGCAGGAUAAACUCUCUUCAUACGAUAAUUUCAUAGUGGUGUGCAUAUGGGUGGUAGCUGACGAUGGGAACAGGACAAAGUUCAGUGUGAAAGUAUCCCACAAGGCCACGCCUAUAACAGUGAUAGCAGAGACAAUAAGACGUCGUAGUCGUAUGAUGGGAAUCACAAAGGAACACGCUGAGAGGUGUAUUGAUGUCUACAGUACAGCAUACGCUCUCAAAGUGUGUGGAUCUGACCAGUUCUUAUUACAAGAGUUCCCAAUCAGUCAGUAUAAGUAUGUUCGAGAGUGUAUUGGAAUUGAUAAAAUACCACAGUUUAUGUUGCUGACGCGGGAAGGAAUAUAUGCAGCUCUUCCAGAUAAUUACUUCACAAUGCCAUCAUAUGCUCAGAGGGGUCUGCAGGCAUUGCUGGACAUCAACAACAAACAGACAAUCAGUCUUUGGGAGAUCCAGGCCAAUCUCCGCAUCAGGAUUUUAUGUGCCACUUACGUCAAUGUUAAGGAGUCAUGCAAGAUAUUUGUACGAGCCGGUGUGUUUCAUGGUACAGAAGCAUUGUGUGAACCUCAGGACACAAAGCUUGUGGAGUCCAAUAACCCUCGCUGGAAUGAAUGGCUUGAGUUUCUGUACAUUCCAGACAUUCCUCGCUCAGCUCGACUCUGUCUCUCCAUCUGCUGUGUCUCUAAACGCAAAAAUAGGAAGGUGAUCAGUUAUCCAUUGGCAUGGGGUAACCUACAGAUGUUUGACUUUAAUGAUCGUCUGUUGAAUGAGAAAGUCAGCCUCAACCUCUGGGCCAUGCCACAGGGGAUGGAUGAUACACUUAACCCCAUUGGUAUUCCCGGCUCCAACCCUGACAAGGAGACGCCCUGUAUAGAGAUAGAGUUUGACAAGUUCAGCUACCCAGUGUCCUACCCACCUGAGUCUCACUUUGAGGAGCUUGCACACAUGGCUUUAUCACGAGAGAGAAGGUCACAAUAUCUGGAAACCACACAGAGCAGAAAAAAGGAAGAGGAACUGGUAAAUGACAUCAUCAAGCGUGAUCCUCUCUCAGAAAUAUACGACCAAGAGAAAGAAAUCUUAUGGAAAAGGAGAGAGUACUGUUUACAACACCCACACUCUCUCCCCAAACUGGUGUCGGCCACCAAGUGGAAUGACAGAGAACAGGUUGCCCAGCUGUACAUGCUUCUGAAGAAAUGGCCACAGCUGAAGCCAGAGGUAGCACUGGAGCUUCUCGACUGUUCUUUCCCCGACCAACAACUGCGAAGAUUCGCUGUCACUUGUUUUGAAAUGGGUCUCACAGAUGACAAACUACAACAAUUUCUUUUACAGCUUGUACAGGCAUUGAAGUUUGAACCCUACCUAGACAGUCCUAUAGCUAGGUUCCUAUUGAAGAAAUCUCUCCUGAACCAGCGUAUAGGGCAAUACUUCUUCUGGCUGCUCAAGUCAGAAAUGCACCACACCAACAUUAGACUUAGGUUCGGAUUAAUACUGGAGGCAUUUUGUCGUGGUUGCGGCCCUUACCUGCGCAUGUUAUCACGUCAAGUGGAGGCUCUAGACAAACUAACCAAACUCACAGACAUGUUGAAAAGUGACGUGCGUGAGGACGAUCACCUGCGUGUCCUCCAGGAACAUCUACGACAGCCAGACUACCAAGAGGCUCUCACCAACUUUAUGUCUCCCCUCAACAACAGUCAUCGGCUGGGCGACAUCAACCUGGAUGACUGUCGCGUGAUGAAAUCUAAAAAACGUCCGCUGUGGAUUGUGUGGACCAACCCUGACUCACUGGCUGAUGUGUGGUUCCCUAAUUACAAAAUCAUCUUUAAGCAUGGCGACGAUCUUAGACAGGACAUGCUGACUCUACAGUUAUUGGGUGUGAUGGAUGUGUUAUGGAAAGAUGCAGGCUUAGAUCUGCGGUUGAUUCCAUAUGGCUGUGUAUCGACGGGGAAGGACGUGGGUGUCAUACAGGUUGUCAGACAGGCUGAGACUCUGAUGGAGAUCCAGGGUAAAGGAGGUAUGAAAGGAGCUAUACAGAUUGACUCAAGUGCACUUCACAAGUGGAUCAGCAUGAAAAAUAAGGACAAAUAUGACCAGGCAAUAGACACCUUUACCAGAUCCUGUGCUGGCUACUGUGUUGCCACCUUCAUACUUGGAAUCGGUGACCGUCACUCCGAGAAUAUCAUGGUUACAGAAGAAGGACAGGUAUUUCAUAUUGACUUUGGACAUUUUCUCAACCAUAAGAAAAAGAAGUUUGGAAUCAACAGAGAAAGAGUGCCCUUUGUUUUGACAGAAGAUUUCAUGCGUGUUAUAACCAGGGAUUCUGACAAAGCCCAGAAACAGCAAAGUUUUAAAAAGUUUGCCCAGAUGUGUGUCGAAGCUUACCUCGUGCUACGGGAGAAUGCACAUCUUCUCAUCAAUCUAUUUACGAUGAUGCUCUCCUGUGGUAUACCAGAACUUCAAUCUCUUGACGACAUCAGCUACCUCCGUAAAACUCUGGCUGUUGAAAAAUCUGAACGAGACGCAGUGGAAUAUUUCUCAGAACAAUUUAACAUUGCUGUUGGUGAACAGUGGAAACAGAAAGUGGAUUGGUUUUUCCACAAUGUCAAGAACAUGUGA
Ylistrum balloti is the source of this 3144-nucleotide messenger RNA. RefSeq names its product phosphatidylinositol 4,5-bisphosphate 3-kinase catalytic subunit alpha isoform-like. Lineage: Eukaryota; Metazoa; Mollusca; Bivalvia; Pectinida; Pectinidae. Gene Ontology annotation, cellular component: plasma membrane; cytoplasm; phosphatidylinositol 3-kinase complex. The record is from RefSeq and is a predicted model, not a curated record. The transcript has 20 exons. The coding region runs from base 1 to 3144 and encodes 1047 amino acids. Gene Ontology annotation, biological process: phosphatidylinositol-3-phosphate biosynthetic process; phosphatidylinositol-mediated signaling; phosphatidylinositol 3-kinase/protein kinase B signal transduction. Gene Ontology annotation, molecular function: 1-phosphatidylinositol-3-kinase activity; 1-phosphatidylinositol-4-phosphate 3-kinase activity.